This is a messenger RNA of Dinoponera quadriceps, 611 nucleotides long. Its product is annotated as histone H4. The record is from RefSeq and is a predicted model, not a curated record. Gene Ontology annotation, molecular function: DNA binding; protein heterodimerization activity; structural constituent of chromatin. NCBI's taxonomy places the organism in Eukaryota, Metazoa, Arthropoda, Insecta, Hymenoptera, Formicidae. Gene Ontology annotation, cellular component: nucleosome. The transcript has a single exon. The coding region runs from base 38 to 349 and encodes 103 amino acids. Gene Ontology annotation, biological process: nucleosome assembly.
UCGCUACGUCGGAGAAGAGUACGGAUCUUUGUUCAAUAUGACUGGCCGUGGUAAGGGAGGAAAAGGAUUGGGAAAAGGAGGUGCUAAGCGCCACAGGAAGGUUUUGCGUGAUAACAUCCAAGGUAUCACCAAGCCGGCUAUUCGUCGUCUGGCGCGACGUGGUGGUGUAAAGCGUAUCUCUGGUCUGAUUUACGAAGAAACUCGAGGUGUACUCAAGGUAUUUCUUGAGAACGUGAUUCGUGAUGCUGUCACGUACACCGAACAUGCCAAGAGGAAGACUGUCACUGCCAUGGACGUUGUCUACGCUCUGAAACGUCAAGGAAGAACCUUGUACGGUUUCGGUGGUUAAAAAACUUAGACCAAGAUCACAUCUUUCCGAACAAACAAACCAACGGCCCUUUUCAGGGCCAACAUAUUUAUUAUAAACGUUGGUAUUCACUUGAUAAGCAAUUUGAAAUAAUACAACCAAUACCUUUAUUAGAGUAUCAAAGACUACUAAUAAACUCGUAAUUUGUUUAUGCGAUUGUACGAUAAAUUUAACGGGAUAUAAUAAAAUUUGGCUGUCACACGUAUGGCAUAAGAAAUUGUUGCGUCGCACAUACGUGAUAGCA